Molecule: messenger RNA, 3257 nt
Organism: Xiphophorus hellerii (green swordtail)
Lineage: Eukaryota; Metazoa; Chordata; Actinopteri; Cyprinodontiformes; Poeciliidae
Gene: tmem41aa
Product: transmembrane protein 41aa
Exons: 5
Coding region: 96-929 (277 amino acids)
Source: RefSeq, a predicted model, not a curated record
CGUCACCACCCCGGUUGGACAUUGUUCUGCUCAGUGAUAACGUUCAGGAGGGGAAGGGAAGAGAAGUGGUUGAGUUUUACUUUGUACCGGGGAGAAUGCGCUCCCUUAUUGGACUAGCCGUUGUUGUGACCGGAGCCACCCUGUACCUUUACUCUCUGUCUCUGUAUCUUCCCGCUGGACCACGAAGACAUCCUCAGCCGUGUCCAGAGGGGAAGGAGUCCCAGCAGACCUGCGACGUCUCCGGGGAACUCAGCAGAUUGAAGUUCCCAUCAGACCUGGAGGACCUGCGGGAACUGUCUGAACUCCUGCAGUUUUACAAAACAGAGCACACCGCAUAUGUCCUGCUCCUGUUCUGCAGCGCAUACCUCUACAAGCAGUCGUUUGCCAUCCCUGGAUCAUCUUUCCUGAACAUUCUUGCAGGAGCUAUCUUUGGACCGUAUCUAGGACUGUUCCUUGCCUGUGUGCUCACCACAGUGGGCUCCACCAUGUGCUACCUCCUCUCCCAAGCCUUUGGAAAACAACACAUCAUAAAUCUUUUCCCAGAGAAAGUUUCCAUGCUACAGAAAAAGGUGGAAGACAAUCGGGACUGUUUGUUCUUCUUUCUGCUGUUCCUGAGAUUUUUUCCCAUGACUCCCAACUGGUUCCUGAACAUGUCUGCCCCCAUCGUCAACAUCCCUAUCACAUACUUCUUUUUCUCAGUAUUUAUUGGCCUGCUGCCCUACAACUUCAUCUGUGUGCAGAUGGGCGCCAUGCUGUCCGAGGUGUCCUCGCUGGAUGACCUGUUCUCCUGGGAGCACCUCCUGCAGCUGCUGGCCAUUGCCUGCGUGGCUCUGGUGCCCAGCGCCCUCAUCCGGCGCCUCAGCCAGAGGCGUAUCAAGCUGGCCGUCCAGCCCCAGAAUGGAAUUGACUCGGAUAAGAAGGUGCAGUGACCCCGCUGGAGGGUUUAUACGUUUUUAUCCACUCAGUUUUCAGAUGCCUUCUGCUCUCCAGAGCAAACAUUUUCAAAGUAGCAGCUGUUUAAAAAAACCUUUACGCCUAUGUCGUUUUUGGUUAUGGAUCGCUUUACACCCGCCGGAAUUGUGUGGAGAUCAAUAGGAAGCACUGCUUUUCUAAAAAUUACAAAUGCAUUUGAUGGACUUUUAUUAAAAAAAAAGAAAUGUUUUCCAGUUUUGGUGUUUUGUAGCUACAGUAUUUGUGUAAUGUAUGAAUGUACAGGAAUCAUGAAGAGGAGAGAAGAUCUUUUUUCACUCAUGUUUGACAACAAGAGUUCUGCUUUAGUUUAAACUUUGCUUUCAAAGUGCCUGUUUUGUUUUGGCCUUUAAAUUCUACCUCCAUGGACUCACUGAAAUAUUAAUGUGAAAACCGCGAAAGGCCUGCCCGUAUUCCUGCAGAUUAGAUGAUGUCUCAUGGGUUUAUGCUUGUCCUUUUUCUAUUUGUAACUUAAAAAUUGGCUAGUCUUAAGAAUCCACAUCAGUCAGUCACAACAUGAAAGCAUACCAGGCCUUACAUGUUCACUAAUAUAAAAGCACAAAACUAAGGGGCCAAACUUUUGAAUCUAAAGCCAUUGUAUGUGCCUGGAAAAAGCCCAGAUGAACAAAGGCUCCGUUCACUAAAUCCACUGAAGCCACAGCCAAAACCCCACUGUCACUUCAGGAAAUCCAGAGUUCCCCUGUUCACAAUCUGAAGGGCCACUGUUGUUUUUGUGGAGCAGAAAAAUCUUCACAUCCUAAUAUUUUAAAGCGGGUAAGGAUGGGCUUUUAUUGAAUGCUUUUCCGUUCUUACUGUUGAAUUCUUUACUGAAUUUGAACUGUAAAGUUAUUUCUGACCUGGUGAAGCUUUGAGGUACAAACUCUUUCUUUAUUGCCUCUUUUUAUGAAUUGUGUGUUUGUGAAAAGUGCUGUGGGCGCACUUUUUUAUGCCUUUCUUUGAAAAAGGUUUUGCAUUUGCCUUUUCUAUUAUUGAGGUGUCAAUUAUUUUAAAUGUAAUGUAAUGUUCAACAAUGUUAGCAUUUACAAACAAAUCACAUUUUAAUCCAGCACUUGGCUUAUAUACCCAGUUAAGAUAUGUAAAAAGCCUUAAAGUAAAGGAAUCUUUCAUUGUAGCAAAAUCGAUCAUCAAACCCAUUGGAAAAAUGUAUUUGUUUAAGUACAUUCAUUUGGUGUGGGAGAACAUGAAAAAGUUUUUUUUUGUUUUUUUUUACAGACUGUAAAUUUCGCUGUAAUUCUUUUAAAGUGAAUAUAACUUCUAAUAUAUUUUUUCAAAGUUGAGCUGUUUCAAGAAACUUUUAAACUGCUACUAUUUAAAAUGGAAAAGACAAGAAGUCAGACUGAUCUGUGUUGAAGUUCAAAAGCUACUUCCUUAAACUUUCUCUUAUUUACAACCAGAGCAAUAAGAAAAUGAAUCUUUAAAACGACUAACUGUGACAGCCAAGACUGGGCAAGAAAGGCAAGUCAGAACAGGAUGUUGAGAGGUUAAAAGUGCCACCAAGUCCCCUUAGCUACCCCUACAUACUCUGUACACACCAGCGAGGAACUUUUAUACCUUAACAAGCAUAAAAUCACUUGAGUUUUAACUAACUGGAAAUGUCUGCUUUGCUCAGAUCAGACUAAUUAUGCACCUGCAGUUUGGGCAACACUGUAGGUGGGUGUUGAGUGUGUGGGGGGGGGGAAAGGACAAAUCUGUGGAAAAGCCCUCAUGUCUAGUGUGAUCCUGUCGCCUGUUUUUCAUAUAAAGGUUAGUGGAUGGCAUUAUGAGCUCUUUAUCACCAUUUUAAAUGAAAUGGUUGAUAGAAGACUGAAUAACCUUCUAUGGGCUUCUCAAUCCUGUAUGAAACUGACUCUAAAUGCUCCAACCUUGUUAAAUGUUACAGGAGAAGAUAAAGUGCUUCAUGAUUGGCAGUAGAGGGUUAUAAAAAGGCAUUUAGGAUAAGUGUGAUGUAAUUGACUAUACUCAAAUUAAAGCUUGGUUUUUUCUAAAAUGCUUUAGCGUUAUAUUGUUUCUCCAAUAAAAAAUUAAUUUAUUUCAAGGCUUUUUACAAGGGUGCUAAUGAACACAGUCAGUUCUGUAUUAGGACUCAGUUUGGAGCUGGAAAAAUACAUUGGACCAUCUUUAUUUAUUUCUAUUUAAAUCUGAUGUGCAAUAUUGUUUUCUGAAAGUCCCUCCUGUUGGUGGAGUUGUUGUAAUACAAGGACUUCUUUGUGCAAUGAUGGGUUUUGCAGGUGUAAGUGUUUCAAGUAAUAAAAACAAAACAAGCUUUU